This is a messenger RNA of Guyanagaster necrorhizus, 1434 nucleotides long. Its product is annotated as MFS, DHA1 sub-family. Gene Ontology annotation, biological process: transmembrane transport. The transcript is spliced from 8 exons. The record is from RefSeq and is a predicted model, not a curated record. The coding region runs from base 1 to 1434 and encodes 477 amino acids. Gene Ontology annotation, molecular function: transmembrane transporter activity. Lineage: Eukaryota; Fungi; Basidiomycota; Agaricomycetes; Agaricales; Physalacriaceae. Gene Ontology annotation, cellular component: brush border membrane.
AUGGCCAAGAUUGAAACAGUCGUUUUUCUUUCGCUUGUUCUCGACCUCUUUGCAUUCACCAUUCCGCUACCCUUGUUUCCUCGGUUAAUUGAAUGGUAUACAUUGCGAGAGAUAUCUGAUGCCAAUGGCUUUCUUUCACGAACGCUGGGUUUCGUUUCGUACAUCCGGAGUUUUUUGUACAAUCCAGCUGUCACCGCGCAUUCUGGGAGAUGGGACGUGGUAUUGCUAGGUGGUCUCAUGGGCUCUGCAUUCUCAACACUUCAAUUCAUAGUUUCACCGAGGAUUGGAUCCCUAUCAGACAAGUAUGGCAGAAAGCGCAUUCUAUUGCUUACUAUGAUUGGAAACCUUCUAUCGGCCCUCGUAUGGAUCAAGUCGACUACCUUUGCAUCGUACAUGCUCUCAAGAGUCAUUGGCGGCUUAAGUGAGGGAAAUGUUCAACUAGCAAUUGCAAUUCUCUCUGAUAUAACCACCCCAACCAAUCGUUCAAGGGCACUUGCUCACGUCGGCAUAGCCUUCGCCAUUUGCUUCUGUAUCGGCCCUCCCAUAGGAGCGUACUUUGCGUCCAAGCCGCUGCCACCAUCCCUCUCCGCCAACACCCUGAUUGGCGACCUAAAUAUCUUUGCGGUUCCUGCAAUUCUCACGUUGAUACUACUAACGGUAGAGACUGCUUUCUUGGCCAUUGCUUUACCCGAGACUCGUGGAAAAGGCCUUCGGCUGAGUACUGAAGAGAAAGCAGCAUUUCCCAAUGGCAAACCGCCUGACGGGAAACCUUCCGUAUCCAAGAAAGCUAGUAUCGAAAGACGUUUGGCCACACUACAGUCUCUACGUCACUUCCAUCUCUUAUUCUUAGGACUCUUUUCGGGGGUCGAAUUCACCCUUACCUUCUUGACAUUCGAUCUGUUCGAUUGGAACAACAAACAAAACGGCAUGCUUAUUGGCUCCAUUGGGAUUAUCAGUGCAUUGCUUCAGGGUGGAUACGUCCGACGGGCUACUUCGAAAGUAGGCGAAGGAGUGAUGGCUCAACGAGGAGUUUCAAGCUGCGCUGUUGGGCUUGUCCUCCUAGCUCUGCUUCCCCAGUUCGUUGUAUCGAAUCCCGUGCUGGCACAUAAGUUGUUGCAGGGUGCGGCGGUUUGCAUGGCGUUCACAUCUGCGACUGUGGUGAACUCUCUGACUGCAUUCGCUUCGUUACAAUGCGACGAAGGAGGAUUCGACCCUGUUACUGGCAAAAAUGUUAAAGAGCACCCUCAGCUUGCAAAGGGCAAGGCUUUGGGAAAUUUCAGAUCAUCCGGACAGCUUGGUCGGGCAGUGGGACCUCUUCUUGCAUGUGCUUCCUACUGGACCGUCGGUCCAUCGUACACGUACGCUGGCAGUGCUAUUGCAAUGCUCGUCCUUAGUUCUGGUAUGAAACGUAUCGCAAAGCCGGCCCAGGCCUGA